AAAAAAUUGUCUUUUAAAUAAUAAAUUUUUCAAAUAAUUUAAAAGAAAGAAAUCAACUAUGCUUUGUUGAAAAUGCAAUUCACGUAUAAAACUCUUCUGAGGAAUGUAGCAUUAGGAACGUGAAUUUCGUUUCAAGUCUCGCUCGGAAUUCUUAUCUCGCCCGAAACGAAGAUCAAUCGCGAAUCUAGCUACAACCAUGAUAUAGAAAGGUUAAUCGGAAAUCAUGACGUAAAGUAACAUCGUGCAUAAAAUUAUCUGUUCGCUCAAUCAGUUUGCGAGAUAAAAUUUCAAAAAUUUCUUAGUUGUUUGACUUUUCCAUUAUUUCUCACGUGUAAUAGCACUCGGUUGUGCCGCGGCGACAAAUGGGGCGAUGUACGCGAAAGCGCAACGUUAUCGGAGCGCACAAUCCGUCGUGUCGCGUUUAUACCGACAAUUCAUACACUAUCUUAAUCCGAGCUGGAAAAGCCCUAAGUGUAGACCAAUUACCGAGCAAUUUUAUAAAAGUAAUCCGACACGCUGCAAACACGACGGUGACAAUGGCGAUAGGAAGGAUAACGUGCUUAACAUGAUCAAUAACCAGUACUUGGAUCACAUUUACAAGGCAUGGCUCGAGGAUCGAAAAUCCGUGAGCUCCUCGUGGGACUCGUAUUUUAAAUUGAUCCACGCGAAAAGCCCUAAGGACUCUCGCGCCAAGCCCAGUUCGAUCCGCGUCAGUUCGUCUCCUAAGUUAAUGACGUCGAACUUAGAAGGAGGGCAAUCAGGCAAGAAGUCCGUUCGAGAGAAAUCAAACAGUCAGAUGCAGGGGGAUCAAUAUAUAAUCGGCGCACUCGAUAUCAAUGCCACGAUCCGAGCCUAUCAAGCACGUGGCCAUUUGAUAGCCGACACCGAUCCGUUGGGCAUACAGAAUUCGGAGUCGGCAAAGUUGCAGGGCACCGCGAAUCUGCCACCCGCGAUUGUGGUGCGGCAGCAUCUCAAGGGAAUGACGGAGGCGGACAUGAACAGGGAAUUUCCUCUCGCGUCACUGACCGUUAUCGGGGGCGAUAAGAGGAGCUUGCCGCUUCGGGAGAUACUGACGAGGCUCAACAAGAUUUACUGCGGUCACUUAGGUCUCGAGUACACGUACAUUCAUGACCUCAAUAUGUUAGAUUGGUUGAGGGAGAAGUUUGAGAUACCAGGCGCCUGGGAAUUGCCCGCGGAGCACCGGAAGUGGGCUUGGAUGAAUAUUAUGAGAGCCGUGAGUUUCGAGAACUUUUUAGCAAAGAAAUACGGAACUGAGAAGAGAUUUGGGUUAGAAGGCUGCGAAUCGUUCAUUCCGGCCAUGGCGGAAUGCAUGGAAACAUCUGCACUAAAUGGAGUCGGAACUAUAGUUAUCGGUAUGGCGCAUCGCGGUCGUCUAAAUACUUUGGCGAACAUCUGCUCGAAACCGAUGAGCCAGUUGUUCACUCAGUUCAACCCGAUCGCUCUUGAGGGAUUCGGUUCCGGUGACGUGAAGUAUCACCUCGGGACGCAUUCGGAGAAAUUAUUAGAAAGAACCAAGAAGAAAGUGCUUCUCGCCAUAAUGGCGAAUUCCUCCCAUUUGGAAGCAAUCGAUCCGGUCAUAGUUGGUCGUGUUCGCGCUGAGCAAGUCGAGAAAGGUGACUCUAAACACGGUAAAAAAUCGUUGGCUAUACUGGUUCACGGUGACGCCGCUUUUGCCGGCCAAGGUGUCGUUUACGAAACGAUGCAUCUUACUAAUUUGCCAGAGUACACAACGGGUGGCGUCAUACACAUCGUAAUUAAUAAUCAAAUUGGUUUUACAACUGAUCCAAGAUAUUCACGAUCCAGUGCGCAUUGUACGGAUGUCGCACGUGUCGUUAACGCUCCCAUUUUUCACAUACAUGCCGAUGAUCCCGAUUUAGCUACUUAUUGCAGUAAGGUGGCCAGUGAAUAUCGGGCUACCUUUCAUAACGAUGUAGUAUUGGACAUUGUUGGAUACCGAAGAAACGGUCACAACGAGAUGGACGAGCCGAUGUUAACUCAACCGCUCAUGUAUAAACGAAUAAAAAAUCACCCCAGUGUUCUAUUCAUAUACACCGACAAACUGCUUAAGGAGGGCGUGAUAACGGAAGCUUUCGCAAAGGAGGAAAUAGAAAAGUACGUGAGCCAUUGCGAGGAAGAAUUCAGAAAAGCGCAGACCAUCAGCUCGAUGCAAAUGAGCGACUGGCACGACUUGCCCUGGACCGAAUUCUUCUCGAAUCAGACUCCGAAAAACAAGAUACCGCCAACCGGUAUCGAUAUCGCGACCAUUAAGACGAUAUGCAGUGCUAUAUCCACUCCCCCGAAGGAUAUCGAGGCGCAUGUUCAAGUGCUGAGGGCGAUGGACAGGCGAGCGAAACUCAUGGAGUCUCGACAGGUCGAUUGGGCGAUGGGGGAGUGCCUGGCCUUCCUCAGCCUGUUGAAGGAGGGUCAUCAUGUCAGAUUGUCCGGGCAGGACGUGGAGCGUGGCACCUUCACCCAACGGAUACACAUCAUUCACGAUCAGAGCAGAGACAAGCUCUACAAGAACAUCCUGCGCGACGUCUUCCCGAGACAGGCUCUGUACACCGUCACGAAUUCGUCACUGUCGGAAUACGGCGUGUGCGGGUUCGAACUGGGAUACUCAGCGUACAAUCAUAAUACUCUGACACUCUGGGAAGCACAGUUCGGCGACUUUGCCAAUACCUGUCAGGUUAUACUAGACUGCUUGCUAUGCUCCGGACAAGCCAAAUGGGGCAGACAGGUAGGAUUGGUACUGUUGCUGCCGCACGGUUUGGAGGCUCAGGGACCGGAACACUCGUCCGCCAGAUUGGAAAGAUUUCUUCAGCUGUGCGACGACGAGGGUACUCACGUGCCCGGAACGGAGCCCGGUGCUCCCACCGGUGAGACCGUCGAGCAAAUCAUGACGAGACAGAUUUUCGAAAUAAAUUGGAUCGUCUGCAAUCCCACGACACCUGCCAAUCUGUUUCAUCUUCUGCGUCGACAGAUAUUGAUGCCGUUCCGCAAACCGUUGGUUAUUAUGACCCCUAAAUCAUUGUUGCGUCACCCGAUGGCGAUAUCGAAUUUCGAAGAGAUGGGACCUGGUACGAGCUUUAAACAUAUUAUACCGGAUCCUUCCGCGAACCCCGGAAUCGUGAAGAAGGUGUUACUCUGUACCGGGAAAGUAUACUACGAUCUGAUCGUCGAACGACAGGAACGACAGUUAGAAGAUAAGAUAGCGAUUAUUAGAAUUGAACAACUCUGUCCUUUUCCAUAUCAUUUGUUCGCAGCGGAAAUGGCAAAAUAUCCGCGAGCAAAAAUCAUGUGGCUGCAAGAAGAGCACAGGAAUCAAGGCGCUUAUUGUUAUGUGAGAGAUAGGAUAGCCUUAGCCUUGGGCAUUCCAUUGGAGGACAUCAAGUACGGUGGCCGCUCUGCUUCGGCUGCGCCAGCGACCGGUAGCAAGAUUAUUUAUAAGAACGAGCACGAUAGCAUGAUGGCAAUCGCGAUGAAGAUUGAUGACUGAUUAGUCCCAUGUUUCUGCCAUGUUAGAAACUUUUUUUUCGGGAAAACGAUAUCUAUUGUGUAAAACGACGUAUAUUGUGAGAAAAUGUACUUAUAGCGUGAAAUGUAUCGUAAAAAGAAAAA
This is a messenger RNA of Temnothorax curvispinosus, 3639 nucleotides long. Its product is annotated as 2-oxoglutarate dehydrogenase, mitochondrial-like. Gene Ontology annotation, molecular function: thiamine pyrophosphate binding; oxoglutarate dehydrogenase (succinyl-transferring) activity. The transcript is spliced from 15 exons. Gene Ontology annotation, cellular component: oxoglutarate dehydrogenase complex; mitochondrion. Lineage: Eukaryota; Metazoa; Arthropoda; Insecta; Hymenoptera; Formicidae. The coding region runs from base 371 to 3517 and encodes 1048 amino acids. Gene Ontology annotation, biological process: tricarboxylic acid cycle. The record is from RefSeq and is a predicted model, not a curated record.